AUGGGUCCAAGGUCCAUGCAACUCUCGUCGAACAAGGGGUCCGAUCCAUGCUUCACUCUUUUCCACCCCCUCUUGCUGCUGCAUAAUGUCGUCCUCGGGUUCGCGAAAGGUUUCCAAGACGAGACGGUCACAGAAGAGCUGCACGGCGACAACACCAGACCAUGCAAUCGCUGCGCCAGGAAUGGAGUCGAGUGCCUCAGCGAAUGGAUCCGAUUCAAACACCAACCGCCCAAGAUUCGUCUCUCAACGGCAGCCAAUGCCACUUCCAACGAGUACAAGUUCUCCGAGGAUCAAACCUGGUGCUCACUCGACGGCGAACUCGAGUUUGUGGAUGAAGGAAAGAACCUGCAGUCCAUAUACCAGGCCGAGGAUGCAGCUGAAGACGGAGGCGAAAGUUCGCAGGAUGACUCUGAACAAGUCACUCCGUCUCGUGAGAUAGGCCAUAACGGCACGCCGGACCAGCAGCUCAACUCUCUCACGCUCGAUGCAGGGCCAUAUCUCUCGAGUUUUCACGAUUCUACGUCAGAAACGAGUUGGCCGACAGAUCUGUCGAAUACCAGACUACUCGAACGACCCUCUUCACAGCAACACGAUAGCCCAGCAUCAGGCUCGGCCGUUCACUCAUUAGGCGACACAUUACCCCUUCCUCCUAUCGACACGUUCAGCCCACUGCCCACCCAAGAAGUCGGAGCACACUGCGCAGAAGCAAACCAUCCCACCUUCACAGAAAUACCAGUCUACCACGACAUCUCAGUCUGGCCCCUCAAAGACCCAACCGAAGCCAAACUAAUGCGCUACUUUAUCGAAAAGAUCGCCCGCCGUUUCGACCUCUGCGACCCAGAGCGGCAUUUCGCCCUCGUCGUCCCGUGGAGGGCGGCGUUUUGUCCACCUCUGCUGGACGCUGCUUUGGCAUUGAGUGCAAGGUGUCUGAGCAGGACGACGGAUUUCGACUCUUACAUAUCGAAUAGGUAUUAUCAGAGGUGUUUGAAUGCUCUGAUAUCGACGCUUGGGAUUGCGGAUGCGCUGAAGAAUCAGGAUUUGUUUGCAGCUGUUGUGCUGUUGAGAACGCUGGAGGAGAUUGACGGGCCAUUAUCUGGAGCUGACUCUCAAUCGCACUUGCUUGGCGGCCAUCUCUUUGCCAGCGCUUCAGCUUCAGAACACAGCUCCAUCUUGUGGUCCCCAGGUGUGCUUAGAGAACCCGACAGACUCACCAGUCUCCGACGCGCGGCUCUCAUCGUCGCAUUUCGUCAAGAAGUUUACAUGGCCUUUGCGUGCCAGAGGCCUGUUCUUCCCGCAUUCUAUCUCCCCGAGAUUGACCGCUGUCUCGACAACCCAACCGACGACGGCACCUGGACAAACCGAAUACUAUUACAUCUCGUCGACACGCUAAAGUUCUGCUUCGGAGAUGAACCCAUGAACCCGAACCAGGCCAUGGAGAAGCACAACGAUCUGUUAAAAUACGCAGAAGAGUGGUACACCAAGAAACCACCCAGCUUCAACGCCCUCUUCCUCGACGAAAACACCGACCGAAGAAUCGCCCCCGACAUCUGGAUCCUCUCCGACGCCGCAGCAACCGGCCUCCUAAACUACCACCUCCUGCGCAUCCUUCUCCUCUCAUUCGACCCCCACACACCCCGCGUCGGUCCAUCCCGAGCACGCUUCCUAAAACAGCAAGACAGGGAGAUUAAAGAGGAGGUAAAGACGUGUAUUGGACUUGCUGAGGGGAACCCAGAGUGUGCGCCACAUUUUGUGCUUGCGAGCUUGGGGAUUGCGCUUGCGGGGGAUAGGUUUGAGGAGAGGUGGGAGAAGGACGAACUGAUGAAGUUUUUGAAGAGAGCGGAAUCAUUGCACGGUUGGAGCACGUUGGCUGCGCAGAGGCACUUAGCUGAGGCUUAG
Molecule: messenger RNA, 1896 nt
Organism: Fusarium keratoplasticum
Lineage: Eukaryota; Fungi; Ascomycota; Sordariomycetes; Hypocreales; Nectriaceae
Product: Zn(2)-C6 fungal-type domain-containing protein
Exons: 4
Coding region: 1-1896 (631 amino acids)
Biological process (GO): positive regulation of transcription by RNA polymerase II
Cellular component (GO): nucleus
Molecular function (GO): DNA-binding transcription factor activity; transcription cis-regulatory region binding
Source: RefSeq, a predicted model, not a curated record